UGAUCAUAUAGCUAAGCGAUCGCAUUGUUAUUCUAAUAUCUCAAAAACAAAAUUCAACAGAUUGAGUUAUGGUGCUCGCCAAAAUGUAGUCCUGUUUUCAUAGUUUAUCUGCUUGCAAUAUCAACUCUCGAUAUCAUGUAUUUACUCUAUCGAACUAGACAAGUCAAAAAUGAUGUAUCUCAAUUUCACUCAAAAUUGUUCAUACACUACAUGCAAAAAUAAAAUACAUGAUUAAGAAAGCUGAUAUUUUGAACAGGACUACCUAUUUGCAAAAAUCACAGCUCAAUCUAUUGAAAUCAUCUUGAGAUAUUAGGCAAACAUGGACGAUUAGAGUUAAAUGUUUCGAUGAAUUUUGAGCACUGCUCUAGAGGUGAUGGUGUGGUUUACAAGAGCCCUUCGUUAAGUGUUAACUUAAUUUUCUAGUUGAUCUCAAUGAUCCGACAUAUGUUGUUGCAUCACAACAUUUUCGACAAUUAUUUUAUCGAUAUGGUUCUCCUAUUCUUGUUCUUAAUCUUGUUAAAAAACGUGAAAAGAAAAAACAAGAAUAUAUUUUAUCUGAAGAAUUUUGUAGUGCUCUUGAUUAUAUAAAACAAUUUAUACCGGAUGAUAAUGGUAUACAAUAUUUAGCAUUUGAUAUGGCUCGUGUUAAUCGUUCAAAACAUCGACGUGUUAUGCCUAAAUUAGAUGAAAUAUCUCGUCGAUAUUUACAACAAACGGGAUUUUUUCAAAAUUUUCCAUUAUUAGUAAAUGACAAACAAUAUUUUUAUGACAAAGAAAAUGCAAUUAAAUUAACACCAUAUCAAACAUUUUUUGUACAAACAGGUGUUGCACGAGUCAAUUGUGUUGAUUGUCUUGAUAGAACAAAUACAGCUAUGUAUUCUAUAGCAAAAUGUGCUCUUGGAUAUCAGUUAUUCGCUAUGGGUCUUACUGAUUCACCACAUUUACAAGAAGAUUCUGCAGCUGAAUUAGUAAUAAAACAAUUAUUUGAACAUUCAGGUGAUAUUCUAGCACAACAAUAUGCUGGUAGUCAAUUAGUUCAUCGAAUCGAUACAUAUAAAAAAUUAACACCAGCUUGGUCAACACAAUCUCGAGAUAUUGUACAAACACUUUCACGUUAUUAUUCAAAUACAUUUUCAGAUGCAGAAAAACAACAUUCAAUGAAUUUAUUUUUGGGUAUUUUUCAACCAAAAAUAGGUCGACCACAUUUCUGGGAAUUAGCAAGUGAUUAUCAUUUACAUGAUCCACGAAUAACACCUAGUUAUAUAGCACCACAUUGUACAAAUAUUCUUGGUGAUGAUAUAUGGUUUUCAUUACCACUUGCAGCUGAACAAGUUUUGAAAUCAAACAAAGAUUGUCUUGAAAUUGUUUCAGUUAAACAUAAUGAUCCACUUGUUGAUGGUUUUAAUGAAUAUUAUCGUCCAAAUGAAUUAACAGUAUUUGAAGAAAAAUUUGAAUGGAAUAUGGAUUCAACUAAUAAAGAUUUAGCAUAUAACUAUACAAAUAUUCGUGAAUUUACACCAUUUUCUGUUCGAGAUAAUAAACAACGAAAAAGUAUGGUUGGUCUCAGUCUUACGGCUGAUGUUCAACAACGUGCACUUCUUCCAUCAUCAGCAUCAUUAUCAAAUCAAUCUCAAAAUUUAAAUCAAGAUCAAACAUCUGAUGAAGAUAUACUUGAUGAUACAGAUACUGAUGAAGAAACAUCUAAAAAACAAUUACCAAUAACAAAUAAAAAGUCUUUUAAAUUAAAAUCAACUAAUAAAUCAAUUAAUGAUGAUUCAACUAAUAGUGCAAUACAAGUAAAACGUCUUUUAAAUAUAAUAUUUCCAACGACAAAUGAUGUAUAUGGUUUUCAUUUGGAUGAACCAUCAACUGAAUCAUUACAUUGUUAUGAACAAUAUGCAAAAAUAGCACGUGAUGCAUGUUCAUUAUCAACAACAUCAACAAUAAAUAAUCAAUAUGUUCAGGACUCAUCUCUAUCAUCAAAUCGAUCAAUGUCAUCAAGUUCAAGUUUUGAAAUUGUUCCACCUAUUAUGAAUGAACGAUCAAAAUUAACACAACAACAACAACAGCAACAACAACAGCAACAACAACAACAACAACAACAGCAACAGCAACAACAACAACAAAAUCAACAAAUGGAACAAGAAUCAUUACAACAAUCAUUAAUGUCUAUGUUUGAUGAACCAAUCGUUAGUGAUGAGGCUAUUCGAAUUUAUGAACGAUCGGUAGCUGUAGCUCAUCAAGGACCUUUUGAACCGUCAGAUGUUGAUCGAAAAGUCUAUGAAACAUAUGUAGCUUCAUUGGCAAUUACUGUUCAAUCAUAA
This is a messenger RNA of Rotaria sordida, 2324 nucleotides long. The record is from the annotation of a GenBank genome assembly. Lineage: Eukaryota; Metazoa; Rotifera; Eurotatoria; Philodinida; Philodinidae.